GGACUACGUUUCCCACGUCGCCCCACGCCACACCCCCUUGGCCUCUCCGGAAAGUCGUCCCAGGAGCCUCUGGGCGUAGAGCCCCGCCUCCGCCGCUGGGGGAGGGGCGACGCCGAGCUCGGGGGCACCCGGUUACGCACUUCCUCCCGGGGUCGGAGGCCGAUUCGCCUUGUGGCGGGUUCGAGUCCCGCCUCCUGACUCUGGCCUCUAGCCCCUGAGUCCCGGGCGGGGUGCAUUCGCCGGGGAAACCUCUCCUCGACCACGGGCACCUCUCCUCGACCAGGGGCGACGGCGUACUUUGGGCUUCAUCAUGGAGGACUACCUGCAGGAUUGUCGAGCUGCUCUACAGGAGUCCCGACCUCUACAUGUUGUGCUGGGAAAUGAAGCCUGUGAUUUGGACUCCAUGGUGUCUGCUCUCGCCUUGGCUUUUUACCUAGCAAAGACAACUGAGGCCGAGGAAGUCUUUGUGCCAGUUUUAAAUAUAAAACGUUCUGAGCUACCUCUGCGAGGUGACAUUGUCUUCUUUCUUCAGAAGGUUCAUAUUCCAGAGAAUAUCUUGAUUUUUCGGGAUGAGAUUGACCUCCAUGCAUUACACCAGGCUGGCCAACUCACCCUCAUCCUUGUCGACCAUCAUAUCUUACCCAAAAGUGACACAGCCCUAGAGGAGGCAGUAGCAGAGGUGCUAGACCAUCGACCCAUCGAGCAGAAACACUGCCCUCCCUGCCAUGUUUCAGUUGAGCUGGUGGGGUCCUGCGCUACCUUGGUGACUGAGAGAAUCCUGCAGGGGGCACCAGAGAUCUUGGACAGGCAAACUGCAGCCCUUCUGCAUGGAACCAUCAUCCUAGACUGUGUCAACAUGGACCUUAAAAUUGGAAAGGCAACCCCAAAGGACAGCAAAUAUGUGGAGAAACUAGAAGCCCUUUUCCCAGACCUACCCGAGAGAAAUGAUAUAUUUGAUUCCCUACAAAAGGCAAAGUUUGAUGUAUCAGGACUGACCACUGAGCAGAUGCUGAGAAAGGACCAGAAGACUAUCUAUAGACAAGGCAUCAAGGUGGCCAUUAGCGCAGUAUAUAUGGAUUUGGAGGCCUUUCUGGAGAGGUCUAACCUCUUUGCAGAUCUGCAUGCUUUCUGCCAGGCUCACAGCUAUGAUGUCCUGGUCGCCAUGACUAUCUUUUUCAACACUCACAAUGAGCCAGUGCGGCAGUUGGCUAUUUUCUGUCCCCAUGUGGCACUCCGAACAACGAUCUGUGGAGUCCUGGAAUGCUCCCACUCUCCACCCCUGAAGCUGACCCCUGCCUCAAGCACCCACCCUAACCUCCAUGCCUAUCUUCAAGGCAACACCCAGGUCUCUCGGAAGAAACUUCUGCCCCUGCUCCAGGAAGCCCUGUCAGUGUAUUUUGACUCCAUGAAGAUCCCUUCAGGACAGCCUGAGACAGCGGAUGUGUCCAGGGAGCAGGUGGACAAGGAAUUGGACAGGGCAAGUAACUCCCUGAUUUCUGGACUGAGUCAAGAUGAGGAGGACCCUCCACUGCCCCCCACGCCCAUGAACAGCUUGGUGGAUGAGUGCCCUCUAGAUCAGGGGCUGCCUAAACUCUCCGCUGAGGCUGUCUUCGAGAAGUGCAGUCAGAUCUCACUGUCACAGUCUACCACAGCCUCCCUGUCCAAGAAAUGACUGUUGAGAGGGGAGGAGGUAGUGGGUGAGGCUACCUGACUCACUUCAAAUGCAUGUUUUGAGAUGUUUGGAGAUUCAGCAAUUCUGUCUUCAUUGCUCCAGGAUCUGGUGUACUGUUCUCAUAAAACUGAAAGGAGAAAAAAAGUGAAAGCAGCUGCUUUAAGAAUGGCUUUCCACCUUUUCCCCCUAAUCUCUACCAAUCAGACAAAUUUUAUUUAAAUCUGCACCUCUCUCUAGUUCAUUUGCCAGGGGCUCGAUGUGACACAUCUGCAGUCCCAACACAGUGGGACAAAGAGAAUGUAGUCCCCAAAAGUGUCCUCGGCUUGGAUCUUGAACAGAACCAAUAUCUGUCAUGGAACUGAACUUUCAAUGGUGGUCUCCAUGUAUUCAUUUAUUCACUUAUUCAUUCAAGUAUUUAUUGAAUACCUGCCUCAAGCUAGAGAGAAAAGAGAGUGCACUUUGGAAACUUAUUCCAGUGUUUAGCUUACAGCAGAUUUCUAGCUCAGUGACUUUUCUUUUUGCCACCAUUUAGGUGAUGGCGUUUGAUUCAGAGAUCGCUGAAUUUCUGUUCCGAGCUUAUUGUGACUGUUUCAGAUCUAGUUUGGGAGCAGAUUAGAGGCCAUUGUCUUCUGUCCUGAUCAGGUGGCCUGGCUGUUUCUUUGGAUCCUUCUGUCCCAGAGCCACCCAGAACCCUGAUUCUUGAGAAUCAAGAAAACACCUAGAAAGGCCUUAAUGACCUCAUAGGCACUCUUCCAAAAAGACAGCAUAACUGGAAUGAGAGGCCUGGGUCUGUCUCCUGCCUUAGCAGGCCUAUCAAUUUCUUGUCAGUCUCUUUUUCUCCUUGCUCAUAUUAAAAGGAAGCAUGGAGUUCUAAUGCUCCCAUAGACUAUGUAUUUUGGCAAGACACUUCACUACUCCAGGUCUCACUUUCCCCAUCUGUAAAACAGGGUUUGGACUAGGUGUUCCCUGGUAUUCUGUGAUCUGCCUCUUGCUGCCAUUCUUUCUCUCCUCUGCUUCUCUGUAUUUUUCUUCUGUUAUCCCUGGGGGUGCUCAGGUUCACUUGAUUGUCUGUAUUUCUGUGUGGUUGUAGCAAGGACUCAGCCUCAUGUAGCAUGAAUAGGGAUGUGGUUCAUGACGUGUUGACCCAGCAGAGAGCUCCCUCUCACUGACUUGUUCUGCAUGUGUAGAGUCUCCCCAUUUUUUUUAACCCAACCCUUUCCCCUUUUUCCUACCCCACAGCUCUGUUCCAUGUAAGCUGCCAACAGUUUCACUGAACAGUGGGGUAUGUGAUGGUUUUGGCAUGACAUCUUCAGUAUGAGGGGGACAGUCUGACUUCACUUUGAGGGUGUGAUGUCUGUAGCUAUGUGGAAGGUAAAAAUAGUGGUGUGAUUAUGAACCAAAGGAAUUUAUGUUUUGUAACUUGGGUACUUUAUUUUGCAUUUUGUUAUAGUAUUAAAUACUUUUUUCCUGUU
Rhinopithecus roxellana (golden snub-nosed monkey) is the source of this 3144-nucleotide messenger RNA. It is a transcript of the gene PRUNE1, whose product is annotated as prune exopolyphosphatase 1. NCBI's taxonomy places the organism in Eukaryota, Metazoa, Chordata, Mammalia, Primates, Cercopithecidae. Gene Ontology annotation, molecular function: exopolyphosphatase activity. Bases 311 to 1672 code for a protein of 453 amino acids. The transcript has 8 exons. The record is from RefSeq and is a predicted model, not a curated record. Gene Ontology annotation, cellular component: cytoplasm.